Molecule: messenger RNA, 1887 nt
Organism: Mycena citricolor
Lineage: Eukaryota; Fungi; Basidiomycota; Agaricomycetes; Agaricales; Mycenaceae
Source: the annotation of a GenBank genome assembly
AUGUCCCACCCUAUUGCAUUCCCAGCUGGGCAGCAGAUCGCCCGCUCCCCGGUAGACUAUCCUAUGGGCUCCUACGACGAUGGGAACUUCAAUCCCUCUAGUUACACCCGCCAUUUCAUCGGAUCUCCCAUCUCCUGGCGUGCGGGUAGCUUUGGCGCACAGUUCGUGCCCAGUCAGUCCCCCACUGCCAUGCUCGUUGGCUCAUUCGAGUACGAGUGUCUCUCUGUACAGCCCGGUCGCAUGCUAAUGCCACGCAGCCCAAUGAAGUCCCCACGCGACUCAUCCAUAAUGAAUGCCUGGUCCGUGUUCGACCGUCAAGGUGAACUGUGUCGCAACUACACCUGCUGUGGCAUUCAGCUUCCCGACCUGCAUGCGCUGCUGGAGCACUUCGAGGACGUGCAUAUCGUCGUCAAGGACCGUUCGCAACCGCCCGCUAUCCAAAUUCCCUUCAACCCCCAGAUUCACGACCCUGCAUCUCAACCCACCCCCACGUCCCAUAAUCCAGGGCCCCAGUAUGGGACACCCUUCGAUACUGACGACAUGGAUCUAGGGAUGGACGAAUACCCAUCUGGUGAUUCAACCUCUCCGCCGCCCUCCACUGCACCCCCAAGCGCGGGCACCUCGCGCGCAGCUUCGCCAUCAUCGUCCUCCUCACACGCCCCCUCUCCGAUUGCUACCUCGCGACCUGCACUUCACAUUGGUGUUGGUGGUGUUGGGUUCCCUUAUCGGGCCGAGGGACUUCACACGCCCUUGUCUGCGGGCACACCGUUCAGCGCUUACUCAAGACUCGGCAAAGGUAGCGAGUUCAAUCCCCAAUCGGAACAGGCACCGGCAGAAUCCGGUGCCAUUGCACCUGCGUUGGUGUUUGCCAGCUCUAAUGAGGAACCUGAAGAUGAUGUUGUCCCUAUUGUCAAAGCGGCCAAGACGAAGCGGACAGCGUCUCCGCCGUCGCGCGAUGGAACGCCCGGACCGUCUGCAUCCGCCGCACAGUCGUCACCAGUUGGUCAAUCAGGGCCGACACUGACUCCAUCGGCACCGGCUACCCCAACAACGGUUCCACCGGCCGCAUCAGCUCCGACCAUCCUCCUUCCCCACAAGCCGUUCCGAUGCCCGAAGCCGAAUUGCAGCAAGUCUUACAAGCAGGCCAAUGGGCUCAAAUAUCACGUCACGCAUGGGCAAUGCAGUUUUGGGCCCGCCAAGGACGUUGAGGCUGUGCGUGCCGUUCUGGAGAAGAAGAAGGCGAGCGCGGCUGCGAACUCUACGCCAUCGACCGGAACAUCCACGCCGGCAGAAGAGGACCCACAUGGAGCCUCUGCCUCGACGUUGACCCAAGCCGAAAUAAGCGACAUCGAGGCCAGGGUUCGUCCGUUCGCUUGCGGGGUCGGUGAUUGUCCUCGCCGCUACAAAAACAUGAAUGGGCUGCGAUACCAUUACCAGCAUUCUGGAGACCAUGGCGCCGUUGGGCUCAGCCUGCUUGCCGGUGGUGUCCAUGCCUGUUUGCAGAAGGGUGGUGCAGCGGCAGCUAACUCUACGUCGUCGUCCGCGGCCAACUCAGCUCCGCCGACACCUUCCACAACGACUCCACCUGCCGGCAAAAGCUACGCGUGGGGCAGCACGCUUCUGCCACAUAUCCAAGCCACUGCUUCUGCUGCCAAAACGAAGGCGAAGACAGAUGCGACGCCGUUCACUCCUCCAUCGACUGGCUCUGGGACGAGUACAUUUGCCAUCACGCCGCAGAGCGUGAUUGCCAAGGCCAAUCAGCAACAGGGUCUUUCGCCAGCCCAGACGCAGGAGUACAUCCGGCUGCAGUACGCCCAGUAUCAGCAGGCAAUGGCUGCCGGGUGGUACAACUCGAAUUCGCAGUCGGUUGACGUCACCAUGGGUUGA